This is a messenger RNA of Paramecium primaurelia, 354 nucleotides long. The record is from the annotation of a GenBank genome assembly. Lineage: Eukaryota; Ciliophora; Oligohymenophorea; Peniculida; Parameciidae.
AUGCAAAGAACAUCAUCGAAUCUUUCAAUAUUAAAUGUUUGGUUUAAUUUAGAAAAGGCUUUGAUUGAUGCAUAAGUAUUUGAAAAUGAACAGGUUUAAAUAAUUUCAAGGCCACCUACAUCAAAGAUGAUGAGAGAUUAUUCAAAUUAUCACUCAGUAUGAGAAUGGUUUGAACUUUAGCAACAAAGAACUUAAUCUUUAAGACCUUUGACUGGAUUGAAAAGACCUUCAACUGCAAUUACAAUGAAGAAACAUAUUGAAUAUUAAGAUAAAACAGCAACAAUUUAAUAAUCUUAAAGAAAGAUUUUUAGAAAAAAAGUAUAUCAAAAGACCUUAUAAAAAAUAUGGUUUUGA